AUGGGCACGGACGACGGCGCGAAGGGCGCCGCCGCCGGCGGCUCCAAGGCGUCGACGGGAGGUACGUCCGACGCGAAGGCCGCGGCGAGCGACGACGCGUCGUUAGAGCGCGUCGAGGACAGCGCGGGAGGCAAGGCGCGGUUCGUGCACACGCUCUGGCGCGCGACGUCGCUCGCGAAGAUUUACUACUCCGGCGACCACAAAGUCCGCGCGCGGACGUUGCUCGCGGGGAUGCUCUUCAUGUGCGCGACGACGACCGCGCUCAUGGUCGUGUUCUCGUACGUCCAGCGAGACAUGAUGACCGCGCUGUCGAACAAGGACAAGGAGGGGUUCUACGAGGCCAUCUACAAGUACCUCGGCGUCAUCGCAAUCGCGGCGCCGCUCUUCGCGAUGUACCAGUACGUCCAAGACCUCGUCGCGCUGGAGUGGCGGCUGUGGUUGACGCGUCUGCUCGUCCGCGAGUACUUCGGGAACGACGCGUAUUUCAAACUGAAAGCGGAGGGGAGCAUGGACAACCCGGAUCAGCGCAUCUGCGACGACACGAGAAACUUCGUCAACGCGUGCAACGCCGUGCUGCUCGCCUUCGUGCAGAAGAUCCUCUCCAUGGGCGCGUUCUUCGGGGUUUUGUACGGCAUCUCCCCAAACUUGCUGUACUUUUGCUUCGCGUACUCGCUGUUCGGGACGAUCGUCACGACGAAGUUCUUCGGCGCGCGGUUGAUGGGGCUCCAUUAUCAAGCGUUGCGACGCGAGGCGACGAUGCGUUUCGGGUUAGUCCGAGCGCGAGAGCACGCGGAGAGCAUCGCGCUGUACCGAGGCGCGAAGCGCGAGGCCGCGAACGCGCGAGCCGCGCUCGCGUCCGUCGCCGCGGUCAUGUACCGCAGAGUCGCGUGGAUUCGAAACCUCACGCUGUUCACGAACGCGUACGACUUUGCGACGUUUUGUUUGCCGUCGCUCAUCAUCGCGCCGCGGUAUUUCGCCGGCGAGGUUGAGUUCGGGGUCGUAACGCAAGCCGGGUUUGCGUUUCGUACGGUCCAGUCCGCGCUGAACAUCAUCAUCAACAACUUCGAAACACUCAGCGGGUUAGCCGCGGAGACGGAUCGUCUCGAGAAGUUGCUCGCGUUGCUCUCGGGAUCGCCUCCUCCUCCUCCCCCGGUCUCAUCAACAGACGAUGACCCGAACGAGCUGAUGUCGCUCAAGGACGUGUCCGUGCGGACGCCGAUAACGGACCGUCUCUUGUGGCGCGGGCUCACGCUCGACCUGAAAGACGGCGACUCCGUCCUCGUCGUCGGUCCGUCCGGGUGCGGGAAAUCAUCGCUCCUGCGCGUCGUCGCGGGGGUCUGGGACUCCGGGUCCGGGGACGUCGUCGCCCCGCCGAGGGACGACGCGCUGUUCCUCCCGCAGACGCCGUACAUGCCCCUCGGGAGCUUGCGCGCGCAGCUGCUGUUCCCGGCGGAAAUCGGCGACGCGGACGCCACCGCGACCGCGGCCGAAGAAGUCGAGGCCAUCAUCUCGGACGCGUCGCUCUUCACGGACGACGACCUCCACGCCGCGUUGGACGUCGCCGGUUUAGGGGACUUACCGAGUCGGUUCGCGAACGAAGGCGGCCUCGACGCGGUCGAGGAGUGGACGGACGUUCUCAGCGCCGGGGAACAACAACGCGUCGCGUUCGCGCGUUUAUUCCUCCGACACCCCUCCGUCGCGUUCUUAGACGAGGCCACGAGCGCGCUGGACGAGCGGAACGAGUCGCGGAUGUACGCGAGCCUGAAGAAGCACUGCUCCGCGUACGUCAGCGUCGGGCACAGGAGCACGUUGCUCGCGUUUCACUCGCACGUGUUGCGGUUCGUCGCCGCCACCGACGGCGGCGGGUCGUGGGUGUUGGAACGCGCGGAGGAGUACGAGAAGACGCGGUUUGGUGGGGGUGGUCGCGAGAAGGGCGGCGGGAAGGGCGACGGCGACGGCAACGGCUCGUCCUGGGGGUUCGGGGCGUGGUAG
This is a messenger RNA of Micromonas pusilla CCMP1545, 1992 nucleotides long. Its product is annotated as ATP-binding cassette superfamily. Gene Ontology annotation, molecular function: ATP hydrolysis activity; ABC-type transporter activity; ATP binding. NCBI's taxonomy places the organism in Eukaryota, Viridiplantae, Chlorophyta, Mamiellophyceae, Mamiellales, Mamiellaceae. Gene Ontology annotation, biological process: transmembrane transport. Gene Ontology annotation, cellular component: membrane. The transcript is spliced from 3 exons. The record is from RefSeq and is a predicted model, not a curated record. The coding region runs from base 1 to 1992 and encodes 663 amino acids.